GAGCUUUCCACGACCGUGCAGGAGCAAAACAACUGGUCAUGAGGUCAUGAGCAGAGGUGUUUGUCUACCCCAAUGGAGCCCAUUUAUCUCUUCCGGAACCUGCUACGUCAAGCCUCCAUUCUUUUCGAUGAUGUCGCCCGUGCCCAUACCGCCAAACUUAUCACAAGCGGCUUUCGAAGAAAUCAAAAGUUAGAGGAUGCUUGGAUUAUCCACGAAAAAAUCAAAAAAGGUCGUCAGGCUUUAUCACUUCUACGACAGGCAAAUUCUGGGGAGCCCAAACCACUGAGGAAGGUUCUAGACCUGGCGUACGGGAGAGACGGUCACCGGAGGCGUGAGCUUUUACAGCCCAUUCUUGAUAGAGCCACAAGCUCCGACCCUCUUAUACCCGGCGUGCCUCGUACAGCUCCUCCGCCAAUCUCGGACGAAUUGAUGGCGUUGAUGAAGCAUCAGGUUGGAACGACAAUCCACAGAGCUGAACCUGAGAUACCGAAAUUUAAUGCUUGGGGGCGACCCAUGCCCAAACGUCGUGUGGCUAAUAUGUUGCGCCGACAUAGGGAAUAUGUACUUAGACGAUUGCUUCCUCCCCUGCCAGAGGAAAUGAUCCAGAGGCUAGAGAGAUUCGUUCGUGGAGCGGAAGAGCCAGUGCUGCCAAGGCGCAAGAUCAAGCCUACCCCCACUGCUCAAGACUCUGGCCGCAAAUUAUCUCCGAGGUUCAAAAGGAGGGCGUACAAGAAAAUCGUCAUUAAUACCCCUCUCAUGAAUAUCAAUGAGAAAACCCAAAAGCCCGUAGCUUAUUGGUCAGAUGUUGCGAAGGGCCCGCCAAUCGAAACCGGAAAGCUGUGGGAUUUUGAGGGUCUCAAGAAACCGGAGGUGCAGAAGCCUGGAAGGACAAAGGCAAGAAUUCUUAAAGAGGAGGGAUCCAAGGAUGGAAAGCAGAUGCUACCCAACCAGAGGGACGGAGAGGUAGGAUCACUCAAAGAAUCAGAGGAUCGGGUCUCUGCAGAACCGGAAGAAGUACCUGGAGAAGUGGAGGAAGUUUAUUAUGAAGAUGGGGAGGACGAGGAGCCCAAAGAACCCGAGGAGCGAGUCCCCGCAGAACAGGACGAAGUGCCCAGAGAAGUAGAUGGGGAGGAUAGAGGACCUAAAGAGCGAGAGUGGGAAAGGUCCAAAAAGCUCGAUAGGCGGGAUAUGAAAAGGAAGUGA
Messenger RNA from Tuber melanosporum (Perigord truffle), 1203 nucleotides. RefSeq lists its product as uncharacterized. The transcript has 2 exons. The record is from RefSeq and is a predicted model, not a curated record. Bases 73 to 1203 code for a protein of 376 amino acids. Lineage: Eukaryota; Fungi; Ascomycota; Pezizomycetes; Pezizales; Tuberaceae.